GCAGCCCAGGAGGAUGGGUGCUGGAUUUGGGAUGUGGACCGGGGCACUUGUGGGACCCGCCCCGACCUCUCCUCCUCCAUCCACUCCCUGAGAUGAGAGCCCAUUGGGCACGGGACACCCUCCUAGGCACGGUGGCCUUUUAAGGUUAUUUGGGAAUUCCAAGAUGAAAAAGACUGGAGGAAAAAAGCGUGGAAUUGAGCAAAAGAACCUGAAAGCCAGAAUGGAUAACCGCUUUGCUACAGCACUGGUAAUUGCUUGUGUGCUCAGCCUCAUUUCUACCAUCUAUAUGGCAGCAUCAAUUGGCACAGAUUUCUGGUAUGAAUAUCGAAGUCCAGCUCCAGAAAAUUUCAGUGAUUUAAACAAAAUCAGAGAUGAAUUUUUUGACAGUGAUCCUGAUGAAAAGACUUAUAAUGACUUACUUUUCCGGUAUAAUGGAACAAUGGGAUUAUGGAGAAGGUGUAUCACUGUACCCAACAAAAGCAUCUGGUUUAGCUCUCCAGAAAAGACAGAGUCAUCUGACAUGAUCACAGAAUGUUUCAGUUUGACACUGUCAGAACAGUUCAUGGAUAAGUAUGUAGACCCUGGAAACCACAAUACUGGGAUUGAUCGACUCCGGACCUAUCUUUGGCGCUGUCAAUUCCUUUUACCUUUUGUUAGCCUAGGCUUGAUGUGCUUUGGGGCUUUGAUUGGACUUUGUGCCUGCGCCUGCCGGAGUCUGUAUCCCACUAUUGCCACAGGAGUCCUUCAUUUCCUUGCAGGUCUGUGUACACUGGGCUCAGUGAGUUGCUAUGUUGCUGGGAUUGAACUACUUCAUCAGAAGCUGCCGGUACCUGAGAAUGUGAAGGGUGAAUUUGGUUGGUCCUUCUGCCUAGCUUGUGUCUCAGCCCCCUUGCAGUUCAUGGCUGCUGCACUCUUCAUCUGGGCUGCCCGUACCAACCGAAAAGAGUACACAUUAAUGAAGGCCUAUCGGGUGGCAUAGAUGGGCUGCAACUUCAAUUACAGUUUGCUACACGACAGUAUUUUUUAAUGUUCAUCUUAUUCUCAUAUCUUUUUCCUUCCUCUCUUGCCUUUUCUACCCACUGUGGACACAAUUCCAUUUUGGAUAUUUUUUUGCAUUGUUUUUCUUUAUUAAUUUUAAAUUUAUGUGGUAGUCUUUGAGAAUUUACACCCUUCAUAUGUCCAAAUAGAUCUAGAACCCAGAGUCCAGAAAAGAGAGUUUAGUAGAUGUAGAGCUUAAAUUUAGGUGUAAAGAGGCUGAUGUAAAGCAAGCUUAACAAAUAACUUCUAAGAGACUUUUAGGUAAAGGUUAAUUUCCGAGUAUUUAUGUUGAAUUUAUGAUACUCUAUUUCAGAAGUCUCUUAUGAUUGUCAUAACUUCUUUAGUUUUGCUGUUGUGUAGAACCUGUCAUCCAUGAAUAUUAGUGCUGUUUUCAAAUGUUACUUAAACAUGUGAUGGAGAAAAGAUGAGUCACAUCUCUCUAACCUUUGAAGUGUAGCUUUAUCUGAGGUGAAUACAGCAGCUCUUAUAAACUGCAUUGUGCAUAAAAUCUUUGAGCAAGGAUGUGAAAAUAUAUAUUUUUUGUUUAUGAAUCCAUAGUACCAGUACUGGAAUUUAGCUCAAACAGCAGGGUAUUAACUUUUUACUCAUAUUAAAAUUUCAGUGUCCUGAUCACCUUCCUCAUACACAGUCUUAUUGAAAGAUAACAAUGUUUUCUAAAAGUAUGUUGGGGUCAGGGAAUUGAAUGCCCCAGCUGCCAUCCAAGACAGUUAACUACUUCUUCAUCAGAAUAUUUAUCCAGAAGAAGGUUAUCUCCCCCCGACCCCCCCAAUCUAAGGCUUUGGCUGCCUAUUAACAAUUGUGGUCUUUAUUUCCUGUGAUGGAAUGAGGUGCCUUUCCUCACCAGACCUCUUCAUGGACAUGUCAGCAUUGUUUAAUUUCUUCUAAUUCAGUUAUUUUUAUAAAUAUGUGUAUAAACUUUUGAACUUUUAAAAUCCUAUUUAUUUAUUCCAUUUCUGUAGAACAUGGCAGGUUUUUUAAAGAAAAUGUAACAUAGUAAUUUCUUACCAUGUCCCAAAUAUGUUGUUUAAAAAAUAAAAUCAAAU
Gracilinanus agilis (Agile Gracile Mouse Opossum) is the source of this 2102-nucleotide messenger RNA. RefSeq names its product claudin domain containing 1 (gene CLDND1). The record is from RefSeq and is a predicted model, not a curated record. Lineage: Eukaryota; Metazoa; Chordata; Mammalia; Didelphimorphia; Didelphidae. Gene Ontology annotation, cellular component: membrane. The coding region runs from base 164 to 979 and encodes 271 amino acids. The transcript has 6 exons.